This is a messenger RNA of Zea mays, 2189 nucleotides long. RefSeq lists its product as uncharacterized. Gene Ontology annotation, molecular function: protein binding. The record is from RefSeq and is marked validated. The coding region runs from base 101 to 1651 and encodes 516 amino acids. NCBI's taxonomy places the organism in Eukaryota, Viridiplantae, Streptophyta, Magnoliopsida, Poales, Poaceae. The transcript is spliced from 2 exons.
UUCCAUCUCUUCCCUUGCAUUUAGCCUCCCGCGGUUCAGGAGGCGCGGGCCAUUCCCAACCAUCGUUGCAGUGGUGGCAGGUAUUGGCCUGUCGAGACCCAUGGGCAUUCAGGUCGCGGCGGUGGUGACCCCGCCGCCGUGCUCUUCCCCCUCCUCCUCUCCGGCGUCGCCUUCGUCCUCGGCCAUUGCCACGUCGCCGCGGCACGCCGUUCUUGGCGCCAGGCUGGCGAGGAGCCAGUCGUCGCUGGCUUGCUGGAACGCCGGUCUUGGCCGGCGGCGCGGCGGGCAGCACGCGAUCAGGCGCGCUCUCAGCGCGAGCAUCGACAGCGUCGGGAGCGGCGGCGGGGAGGACGAGGAGUUCCUGAGGAGGAUCCAGGAGCUCGCGGCGGGUCAGCACCCGGGCGCCGGCGGCUGCGGGUGGCCGGCGAGCGUGGAGCGGAGCGCGAGCAGCGUCGGGCUGCCGCUGUCUCUGCGGAUGCUCAAACGGAGGAAGCAGCAGCAGCAGCUGGAGCAGGGGCGGUGGAACGAGCGGCUGAUCGACUGCGCCGGCGAGUCCGCGCGCGCCGCGGUGGGCCGUGCCUUCUCCUCGAUGGUGCUCAUCAUCCGGGAGCUCCAGAGCUUCACGCUGCAGAUGCGGGAGGCGGUCGUCUACGAGGACCUGCAGGGCGUCCUGGCGCGCGUCCACGCCGAGAUGCACGCCUCCUUCGUCUGGCUCUUCCAGCACAUCUUCUCCGGCACCCCGGCCCUCAUGGUCUCCCUCAUGCUGCUCCUCGCCAACUUCACCGUCUACUCCAUGGGCGACAGCGUCGCGGCGGCUGCCAGCCUCGUCCCACCACCCCAGGCAGCCGUGGAGAUGGUGGACAUCCAGCAGCAACCGGAGCAACAGCAAUCCCAUUCCCAGCAGCGGUUCGACACCCCCGCGCUCAAGACGUUCUCCACUGGCCGCACGGCCUCAGUGGGUGGAAACGGCGACGGGGGCGGCAAAGUGCGGCCAGUUGCCGGCGCCACCGGCGACGGCCAGUCGGACGAGUCGUCGCAUCGGCAAAACGGAGCGGUGGUGCUGCCGCAGGACGUGUCGCAGUCGCAGGCGACGCCACUGGCGUCCGUGUCCGACUCGAUGGCCGUGGAGGAUGCACAAGCGCAACAGACUGUACACGACGACGAGCUGGCCAUCUGGAAACGGAUAUCCGAUGAAGCCGCCAGGAUGCAGGCGAGCGUGCGUGCAGAGGAGCUGAUGGACCCGGAAACCCUGGAGCAGCUCGUCGCGCCGGUGGAGGCGCCAAAGCCAGACACGGUCCACUACUCGCCGGAGCACGUGGCCACGGCGCAGAGGUACGAACAGGCCCUGUCCGAGGAGCCCAACAGCUCGCUGCUCCUGGCAAACUUUGCGCAGUUCCUGUACCAGGUGCAGGGCGACCUCGACAGGGCGGAGCACUUCUUCAAGAGGGCGGUGCGCGCGGAGCCCGCGGACGCGGAGGCGCUGGGGCGGUACGCGGCGUUCCUGUGGCAGGCGCGCGACGACCUCGCGGCCGCGGAGGAGACGUACCAGGAGGCCAUCGCCGCCGACCCCGGCAACGCGCACCACGCGGCAGCCUACGCGCACUUCCUGUGGAACACGGGCGGUGAGGACACAUGCUACCCGCUCGACUGAUGCGUGCGUGCGUGCGUCCACCGCCGCUAGCGUCCAGCACAGAUCAUCGGUGCCCUGCCCUCCCAUAAAAACUUCAAACGAAAAGAAAGAGAAAAUGGUCACUCCGCCGCCCUGCUGACCGCUGUCCACUCCACUCCCUCGGCAAGUCCAGGCUCUUCUCACGGCAUGUGCUUCAGCGGCCGCUCGGGAUUUCCUCUUCCUCUGUGAUUGCUCGUUUUGGGGUAAGUAGUGUGGAGCAAUGGCCAACGGAAAUCCGCGGCUCGCUGCUGCUUCCCGAUCUGGAAACCCGGCCGGCGACUGCGAGUUGAGAGGCCGGGAACGGCGGCAGCGCUCGGUUGUCGGUGGGGCCCGUCCACUUGGCGUCGCACGGAUGUUUCCUGGUGGCACUUUUGCACGUUGUCGUCGAGAUUUGUGAGACGCCGCUUUGUUCAGUGGAGCAGGAAAGUAUGCAUACUUAUAUACUGGCAGCGAUUUGCUUCUUGUAACUGUGUCUGUGUAGAUCAAUAAAAUGUAUAAGAAGCUCUCCAUUUUUUUUCAU